AUGCUGGUUGCUGAAGGAGGUGCAAAUAUACUUUUGGAAUUGGAUCAUAGAGGUGUGUUAUAUCGCUGCAAUGUUCGCGAUAAGUCACUUAAGGUUAACAAUGAGUACACUUAUAAGAAUUACAGGUAUAUUAACCAAGUUGUGAGACCUUUGUUAGGUGAUUGUAUACCUGAGAUGGAGCUUGUUGAUAUUCCUUAUGACCGGAUUUCGGGCAUCAUUGGUGACUUUGUAGGUGAUCCCGAUAGUGAUCAUGUAUCAGCACUGACUAUCAAGAACUUGAGACCAACUAAUGUAUAUGGUGAAAAGAUAAGAUACGAUGAUCACUUUACAAAAGUCUAUCAUGAUGACACUAUGGAGCAUAUCUUGGUGGAGAUUAAGCCAAAAUGGUUGCACCAUGCGAAAUUCUGUAGGAAUUGUACGCAUAACAAUUUGAAGAAUCGAAAAAUACCAUAUUGUUAUGCGUUGAUGGUUGUCGACCCAAGCCACGUUUCAGAUAUGCUAUUGCACACAGGAAUUGCUUUCCCUAGGAAGUUUUUGAUUAAAUUUGUUGACUACUUCAGUAAGUCUGAUAAUAUACUCGCAAAACUGCAUGACAUUCAAAAGAAUCUUGACUCAAACGUUUCAAUGAAUGAUAUUAAGAGCAUUGAUGAUGUGUCUGAUGCUUUUCUACUUAAUAUGACUCUUAAGGAUGUUUCUUGUUUUAUAGAAUGGACCAGAGAGCCGGACUCACUGGAAGUAAAUGUUGUUGAUGUAGACAUGAAAUUGGUGUCAAAGUUAGACCAUUGGGUCAAUACCCACAUACAGUUAAGCAACUCAUCAAAUUUAGUUCAUCAUUAA
Nakaseomyces glabratus is the source of this 837-nucleotide messenger RNA. It is a transcript of the gene IPK1, whose product is annotated as inositol pentakisphosphate 2-kinase. Gene Ontology annotation, cellular component: nucleus. Lineage: Eukaryota; Fungi; Ascomycota; Saccharomycetes; Saccharomycetales; Saccharomycetaceae. Gene Ontology annotation, molecular function: ATP binding; inositol-1,3,4,5,6-pentakisphosphate 2-kinase activity. Gene Ontology annotation, biological process: inositol phosphate biosynthetic process. The record is from RefSeq and is a predicted model, not a curated record.